AUGCGUACCUCAGUCUUCACCGCCGUCACCCUCGCCGCUGGCGCCCUCGCCGCCAAGGAACAGGUUACCGUCUCCAAGCUGUCUGUUCACAGCAUUGAAAGCCCCGCUGGUCACAAGAUCCCGAGUGUCUCUUUGGUCGUCAACGGAGAUGAUGCCGACAACCUCAAGUGCUCCGCCAAGGAUCUUGGUUUCCCCAUGCCCGAAUACCUCCUACCCUGUGCCGGCUCCAACUAUAGCUUCACCCUUUGGGAGGGCCAGAGGGAUACAAAGUUCCAUGUCAUGGUGUACCAUGAUGUGGGAGAUUCUCAUGCCGACCUUCGAGGUGGCGCUGAUAUCCGCACCACAUGCGACAACGGCCAGGGCAGCGGCCCGGCUGACGAGAUCUGCACCCAGGUCAAGCCUGUGAGCUUCCAGAUUGACGGCCCUAUCGGACUCACCCCUUUUGAUUAG
Molecule: messenger RNA, 450 nt
Organism: Fusarium poae
Lineage: Eukaryota; Fungi; Ascomycota; Sordariomycetes; Hypocreales; Nectriaceae
Exons: 2
Coding region: 1-450 (149 amino acids)
Source: RefSeq, a predicted model, not a curated record